Molecule: messenger RNA, 526 nt
Organism: Daldinia decipiens
Lineage: Eukaryota; Fungi; Ascomycota; Sordariomycetes; Xylariales; Hypoxylaceae
Exons: 1
Coding region: 177-443 (88 amino acids)
Source: RefSeq, a predicted model, not a curated record
GGAAGGGCGAAUAGAGAAAGAGUCAUCGUUGGUUGAUUACUUAGGUAUUGUGCACACACAUCUGUAUCAUCUGUACCUCCCAGACAAGCCCAGGUCCCAAGGUACCUUCCUACAUAAACUACAUAAACUACAUACAUAAAAAGUCAUCCAGACAAAAACAUAACCCUAGCAGAUACAUGCGGUACCUUACCUUACCUGCCAAAAUUAUGUUACAGCUAUGUACAGUGUCAGCCAGGCCAAGGAGUACAAAAAAAAAGGUAUCGUACGAAACAUUUCCAAGGGUGCUAGAAUAUAUCAUCCACUACAUCCCGCCUCUUGUCUCCUUCUCAAUCUUCAAAAAAUUUCCAAGCUCGAAGAUUUAUUUAUUGUCGACCAAUUCAGCUGUGUCUCUUCCUAGCCUAGCAUCUUCGAAUCUUCGAAUCUUCGAAUUUUAUAUUGCAUGAUAUCUUCAUGAAACUUGCCUAGUAGACGUUCAUCUUAUAAAUCUGCUUGAACAUUCAAUCGUUACCUACACUACGAACGAUUG